GUCUCAAAUCCUAGGAGCCAGAGAGCCGUAGGGAUUGGAUAGAAAGCAUGUCAAUUUUGCUUAUAUUAUUCUCUACGUUGGCCUUAUGAGGUAGCUUGUUUGGUCUUCAAAGCUUACCAAAUCACCAACAAUGAGAUUGUUGAUGCAUGUGCCUCUGCAUCUAGAAAUUCUUGAAAUUAUCAGAUUGUUUCCAUGGAGACAUGAUGUUUGGUUUUAUUUAUUUUCUUUGGGAAUUCAUGGAAUUCAAUUUUUGUUUUUACCAUGUGCGUCUAUUUCUUCGUGAAAAUUGACGUUAGACAUAUUGUGGACAUGAUGCCUAGAGAAAAGUUUCUAGACUAAAAGUUCUUUAUUUAUUUAUUUUUUUUUUUCUGAUUUUCCCUUAGAAAUCAAUUGAGCAAGAUAAAUUCAUUAAAUGCUGGUCAAUGUAUUAGAUCUAAAAGUCAUAAGCACAUUCAUUCAAGAUCUAAAACUCCAAGCGCUUUCUUUAUGCUUAAAAUUUUACAGAAAAAAGAGAGUAUUUUGAGUUAAAUGUUUUUGUGAAAUUUAUCUUCUUAAUGAACAUGCUGGUAAACAUCUUUCAACAGUCUCUUCCCAAUUUUUUCUUUCUAGGAUCUAAUAUUUACGUGUAGACAUGCUACAUUCAUGCAUCUGUGGGCUGGCUGGUGCCCGUGACUUUGUUUUCUUGGUGCUGUGCUACCAACCAUGCGGAUGAUGAGAAGCAAUUGGAGCACUACUUAAAGAAAAUCCAAAGAGAAUUUAUACAGAGACAAGUUGUUGAUAAAAUUACCAUCAAAGUGAAGGAAUUGAAUUAAACCAACUACUUGGAGGUUCGUGUAACAUUGUGCGUUUGUUACCAGAAGUACCUUUGCAGAAGCAGCAUAGGUAACAUGAUUUUAAUCGUAUUCUCUUUUCGUUGCUUAUCAACGGAUAGAGAGCAACGCAUAGCCAGUAGAGAGCAAAUUUGCUCAUGGCUCUCUGUCCACAAUGUCCUAAUUCAUUAGGUUUUUGGAGAAAGAGAGUUUCUUCAAGCAAUAGUGAUAUGGAAUCAGGUCAACUUGAAAGGUGGUACCUAUGAAAGCUGAAAUCUUUUGGUUCCUUUCUGCCAUGAAGCUUUAAAUAGGGGAGCAUUAUGCACGGAUGUGAUCGCACCCAUUCAAUGUUCAAAGAUAUCGGAGGAAUGCUUUCAUCUUUUCUAGCCUAUGGGACACAGUUAUCACUUUGAGCUUAUUUCCUGGGAGAGGUUGUUGGAAGCAGAACUACUUGCGCAGAUGGAAGAGGUGAGACUGGUUUGAGGAAGGGCAGAUAUAGCUGGGUCUAGAGUGUCCAGAAAUCAAGAAAGUACUUUACAACUGAAUGCCAUGAGUUGCUCUCUACCACUCGCCCUGUUCUGUUGAAGCAUGGAAGAUUACAUUAUAUUUUUCUUCUAUUUCAAUGUUAUUUUGCUAUGUAAUGUUAUGGUUGUCCUCAUUUGGACGAGAUCUCUAACAAUAUAAUCCUGAACACAUGGCGCCAUGUUUUGUGGCAAAGUUAUCAAAGGAAAUAUCUUAAGUUGGAGUAGGUAGUAGGUACACCUUUCAAUUGUAAUGGUUGCUAAUAUAUUACGCAACCUCUUUUCAUUUUGAGUUUGUCAAGUUAAUGAGAGGAAAGGGAAGGAGAUUGUUCUGCUUCUCUACGCUUAAUAUCAACUUUCCAGGUAGACAAAUUCUGGUGAUAAAUUUUCAAAUAUUUU
Molecule: messenger RNA, 1729 nt
Organism: Rubroshorea leprosula
Lineage: Eukaryota; Viridiplantae; Streptophyta; Magnoliopsida; Malvales; Dipterocarpaceae
Source: the annotation of a GenBank genome assembly